GCGACAGCGGCGACGGCGGCGGCGGGCGUGCUGGGCAGUGGGCGGUGUCCUGGCGGCGGUGCGACCCCGCGGUGAGGCCUAGGCCCGCGCGGGAGGUGGGGAGGGGGCUCCGGGCGUCUCCCAGAGACCCGGCCGGGCGGCGGUUUGCUCCUGCCCGGCCAGGCCCUGGAACCCGCGGCUCCGGCCUCUGCCUGACUAUCAAUUCAUUUUGUCGCAGUCGGAAAAGUGGAGCAGACGUCACCGGGAAGCUCCCGGGGAGCACCGGGCUCGCAUUAAGGUGUCUUUCCUUCCAGUGCCCUUUUCCCUGCAAAAAUGAGCCGGCUGUAUUUUUGCAGAACUCGGAUCCCAAAGUGCUGCAGCCUGGCUUCUUUGUCUUACCAAUACAUCCCACGCGUCUGCGCGCGGCUGAUGUUUGUCUCCAUCGUUUUUAUUGGCCGCGAACGGGUGCUUUGGUGCCAGGUUUUCCGCGCCUGACAGGGCUCCAAGCUUGCUGAGUGACAGGACUGUGAUUCACUCCACGGAUUAUCUUCACGAUGGUGAACAAACAGCCCUCCUUACAGCCUGGAAAAAAUGACAGAUCUUGUAGCUGUUUGGGAAGUUGCUUUAAGUGAUGGAGUCCAUAAAAUUGAAUUUGAACAUGGGACCACAUCAGGCAAACGAGUGGUAUAUGUAGAUGGGAAGGAAGUGAUAAGAAAAGAAUGGAUGUUCAAAUUGGUUGGCAAGGAAACCUUCUGUGUUGGAGCUGCAAAGACAAAAGCAACCAUCAAUAUUGAUGCUGUCGGUGGUUUUGCUUAUGAAUAUACUCUGGAAAUUAAUGGGAAAAGUCUCAAGAAGUAUAUGGAGAACAGAUCAAAAACCACCAAUACUUGGGUAUUACAUUUGGAUAGUGAGGACUUUAGAGUUGUGUUAGAGAAAGACACUCUGGAUGUAUGGUGCAAUGGUAAAAAAAUGGAGACAGCGGGUGAGUUUGUAGAUGAUGGGACUGAAACUCACUUCAAUAUUGGGAAUCAUGACUGUUACAUAAAGGCUGUCAGUAGCGGCAAGCGGAAAGAAGGGAUUAUUCAUAGUCUCAUUGUGGAUAACAGAGAAAUCCCAGAGACUGUUGAAUGACUUCAUAGUAAUGAAUUUUAAUCUUAAGAAGUAAAGAUCAGGACUUUUAAAUUACUGUGGUAAUUAAAUAUGUUCAGCAUGUACUUUUCAGUACAUCUAGUCAUCCUGUUUUUUAGUUACUUGAAACUAGUGUUUUAAGCAUCAGGAAAAAAAUAUGUACCAUGAAAACUGCAAUUUAUUUUGUAAAUAAUGUAAAAUGUUUUAGAGUCAAAUGGAAAAUAAGAUAUGGACCAAAAAAAUCACUAAUGUUUCAUAGGAGCAACUUUUACUAUAAUAAACACUAUAAAGUAACAUC
Molecule: messenger RNA, 1405 nt
Organism: Capra hircus (goat)
Lineage: Eukaryota; Metazoa; Chordata; Mammalia; Artiodactyla; Bovidae
Gene: FAIM
Product: Fas apoptotic inhibitory molecule
Exons: 5
Coding region: 571-1110 (179 amino acids)
Biological process (GO): positive regulation of neurogenesis; negative regulation of extrinsic apoptotic signaling pathway via death domain receptors; canonical NF-kappaB signal transduction
Source: RefSeq, a predicted model, not a curated record